This is a messenger RNA of Erpetoichthys calabaricus (reedfish), 3358 nucleotides long. Its product is annotated as E3 ubiquitin/ISG15 ligase TRIM25-like. Bases 72 to 1736 code for a protein of 554 amino acids. The transcript is spliced from 7 exons. Gene Ontology annotation, molecular function: zinc ion binding; protein binding. The record is from RefSeq and is a predicted model, not a curated record. Lineage: Eukaryota; Metazoa; Chordata; Cladistia; Polypteriformes; Polypteridae.
ACAACAAUCAUUUCGUUUUUGCUUGAUUCUUGCAACCUAACACUUGUCUAGGACACUUCUGUCUGUCCAGGAUGGCAGAAGCAAAUAUUUCAUUGUCCCAAGAUGAGUUUACCUGCUCGGUGUGUCUGGAGUUACUCAAGGACCCGGCCUCAACUGCAUGUGGACAUAAUUUCUGCCUGGACUGCAUUCAACAGUACUGGGAUCAGAACAGCAACAUGGGCGUUUUCAACUGUCCUCAGUGCCGACAAACUUUCAGCCCAAGGCCUGUUCUGGGCAGAAAUACCACAUUAGUUGAAAUUGUGGAGAGAUUCAAGAAAACCAUGCCCAGCCAUCCUCUACCUGAGAAUCACACUACUCCAGGAGAUGUGCCGUGUGACUUCUGCUUGGACAAAACAAUUCCAGCCGUCAAAUCUUGUCUAACCUGCACAGCCUCGUACUGUGAGUCACAUAUCAAGCCGCAUUAUGAUGUUCUGGCAUUGAAGGCACACCUACUGGUUAAUCCCCGGCGAAAUCUGUGGGAAAGGAUAUGCCCUGCACAUCAGAAAGUCAUUGACAUUUUCUGUAAAACCGAUGAAACAUCCAUCUGCUGCUUUUGUGCAAUGACUGAACACAAGAGCCAUGACACAGUCAUAUCAAAGACAGAGAGGGAAAAAAAACAGAGCCAUUUAAAUAUGAAGCAAACUGAAAUACAUCACAGAAUUGAGGAGAGGCUACAGAAACUCACAGAGCUCAAAGAGGGUAUGGAGGCCUUUAAGAGGUCUGCUCAGAAGGAAAUUGAGGAAGCUGAGAAGUUAUUCACUGAGUUAAUUCAUUCCAUUGAAACCACAUGUAAAAAAAUAAUUGAAAUGAUCAAGGAUAAUGAAAAUGCUGAAGUAAAGAAGUCUGAAGGUGUUAUGGAGCAGCUGGAAAAUGACAUUUCUGCAUUGAGAAAGAGAAGCAAAGAGCUGACAGAGCUUUCCAAAACAGAUGAUGACAUCAGUUUCUUGCAGAAUUACCCUACACUCACCACACUUCCUGGAAAUGAAGAAUUUUCAGACAUCAGCUUCUGCUCUCAUUUUUCUGUUGCUGCUUUGACGAGGCACAAAGACAAUCUGAAAAGUGCAGUUGAAAAACUCUGCAACUGGGAAGUACAGACGGUUACCCAGGAUGUGUGUGUAUCUCCCUUCUACAGCCUGCAACCUGUGGAAAUGAAACAUAGAGAACAAUUUUUAAAAUUUUUCUGUCGGCUCAAACUGAACCCACGCUCAGCCCAUCGUCAUCUCCAUCUCUCCGAAGAUCUCAAGACAGUUUCUUGUUCCAGUGAGAUUCAGCCCUACCCCAGCUUCCCUGCUAGAUUUCACCACUGGCCUCAAGUACUUUGUGAAGAAGCGCUGGCUAGAGAUUGCUUCUACUGGGAAGUGCAGUGGAGUGGCUGCCCUGAAAUAGGAAUCACAUAUAAAGGCAUCAAUAGGAAAGGUGCUGGUGUCAACUGUCGACUUGGUGGCAACUCUAACUCUUGGUGUCUCAGCCAUUAUGGCGCUGGUUACUAUGCUUUGCACAAUAAUAAACCAACUAUAAUUAGUGCCCCCUUCUCCCCCAGAAUAGGAAUAUUCCUGGACUAUAUAACUGGCAGUUUGUCUUUUUAUAGCAUAUCAAACUCAAUGAAACUUCUGCACAAGUUUCAUGCCACUUUCACUCAGCCACUGUAUCCUGCCUUUUUGCUUCAGGGUGAUGCAAGUGUAACAAUUUGCCAAUAAGUCUGACUAAUUUCUUUGCUUCACCCACAGUGAAUCCAAAGUAGAUUCUGAGGUUCAAGUUCAGUAAGUUAAGGUUCAAAAUGCAUUGGCCUUGGUCUGGCAGACUUUCACUUUACAUAUUAUUCUGUCUUAUUGUUGUGAUUGUUUUCAUUUUCUCCAUUACUAUAAAGACUUUGGCUUUUGGAGUGUACUCUCUAUAUCAAAUUUUCUAUUUUGUUUGACCGACUUUCAGUCUUUAUGGACUUUUUAAAUUCUCACUCUAUUCCUAGAUAUAUUUGGGUGUUUCAGUUUCCUUCCUCAUCCCAAAUUUGUUUGUAUUCAGUUUCUAGGUGGUGUGAGAGUGUGGGGGCAUUGAAAAUAUACAAGUGAAUAAGCGAAUACAGUGAAAUUGAUUAUCCAUCUAGUCACUCAUUAUCAGGCUUGGUUAAUCUACUCUACAGUCAUGGUGGGCCAGGUCAGGGCAGAAACCAAUCCUGAUAAGAAACCAGUCUACCACAGAGAAAACUUAUGUACAACCCACAAUCGUUCAUACAGUGCUAAUUUAUGGGCACCAUUUGAACUAACCAGCAUGCUUUUGGGAUGUGGAGCCAAAGUACCAAAAGGAAAAGCCUCAGAAGCAUGUACAGAACAGGCAUCUUCUACACAGGUGUGCCAUUGUCUAUAAUUUCAACCCAGGACUCCAGUUAAUAUAUAGUUCAGUUAUUAAUUGUAAGAUAAGAAUAACAUUUUUCUUUAUGUAUGCCAUACAUUUAACAUUACUGUAUGUAAAAAUUUAUAACAUUAAUAUUUUUCUGUAUUAGGAAAUUUUGAAACAAUUAAGAAAUACAUUGCUGUAAUUACAAGCAAAAACUAUAUGCUCAGUGGUCUCAAUAUUAUCUUUACAAAAUUGCAAGCCUUCUCCUCCAUUCUAAAGCUUAAGUAGAUAUUAUUAGAAAUAUAAAUAUAAAGCAAGUAUCUCAUGAGAGUUCACCUGAAACAGUUCAUUGUUCUUCUGGUUACUUCAUUUUAUUUUUACAUUAGUGUCUCUUUUCAUAGCCGCUAUCACUAUGUUUACAGUUACUGGUCGCCUGAUAUGAAAGUCACAUGAUGUAACGCAGCUCUCCAAGCAACAUUGCGCAACAAUAUAUUGCACAACGUAGUUAGGGGCUAAUAUUAAAAUUUACAGGAAGGAUCUUUUGCGGUAUUACUUGGACUAUAUUUUUAGGUUUGUGAUUAUGAAUUUAAUGAUCAGAGGUAAUUUUCCCAAGACUGAUGACUCUUUGAGAGUAACAAGAAACUUUAUGAUGUUUAGGUACAUAAUGUACAUACGUAUUUCUUUUUUGUGCGUUCCCUAAAACCCCUGUUAAUCAGCCAGUUUAUGAUGAGGUACUACCCUGUUUGUAAAGUCAGCGACAAAAAAAGCAUUAUAAGUUGACUGAAAAAUCAAGUUCAAGCACUUUAUUGUCAUUGCGUAACACAAUUAAAUUACUUUUAUGACAACCCCAAAGGUUCAUUUAAAUAACAGAAUAGAGGUAACAAUUAAAAAAAGAAUUUGAGUUAAAAAAAAUAUGGAAAAUUGAAUAGUCAUACAAAAUAUGACAGCUAUUUGAAAAUAUGUCAAAUACAGUGUUAAGUGAUCAAGU